Messenger RNA from Rodentolepis nana, 2928 nucleotides. Lineage: Eukaryota; Metazoa; Platyhelminthes; Cestoda; Cyclophyllidea; Hymenolepididae. The record is from the annotation of a GenBank genome assembly.
AUGGAGAGCAAAAUUGAUGCGGCAACCGUUCGGUCACAAUUCAUAGAAUUUUUCGAAUCUAAGGGGCAUAAAUAUGUUCAUUCUUCAUCUGUGAUCCCACAUAAUGACCCAACCCUGUUGUUUGCCAACGCUGGAAUGAAUCAGUGGAAGUCAAUCUUUCAAGGAACAGUAGAUCCUAAUACAGAAAUGGCAACUUACAAGCGCGUUGUAAAUUCUCAAAAAUGUAUCCGUGCAGGUGGCAAACAUAAUGAUCUUGAAGAUGUUGGUCGAGAUGUCUAUCACCACACAUUUUUUGAAAUGCUUGGAAACUGGUCUUUUGGUGAUUAUUUCAAAAAAGAAGCCUGUAAAUGGGCUUGGGAACUUUUGACUCAGAUUUGGAAACUUCCUAAAGACCGAUUUUAUGUCACUUACUUUGGAGGUGAUAAAAAACUUGGACUCGAAUGUGAUGAAGAGGCACGACAAGUUUGGCUCGAUUUAGGAAUCCCUGCAAAUCGAAUAUUGCCAUUUGGUAUGAAGGACAAUUUUUGGGAGAUGGGCGAAACAGGUCCUUGUGGUCCUUGUUCGGAAAUUCAUUUUGAUCGUAUCGGUGGAAGGGACGCUUCGAAAUUCGUAAAUAUGGAUGAUCCAGAUGUUUUGGAAAUCUGGAACUUGGUGUUCAUUCAGUAUAAUAGAGAAGAAGGUGGUAACCUACGUCAUCUACCAGCGAAACACGUGGAUACGGGAAUGGGCUUAGAGCGCAUUGUUUCUGUUCUUCAAGGGAAACGAUCAAACUACGAUACUGAUCUGUUUGUCCCCUAUUUUGAAGCCAUUCAUAGGGCCACUGGUGUGCGACCAUAUGCUGGUAAAAUAGGGGAAGGUGAUGAAGGCAAUAUUGACCUCUCUUACCGAGUACUGGCUGAUCAUGCGAGAAAUCUCACCAUUGCAUUAAGUGAUGGUGGUCAAAUUUCCAAUACUGGUCGUGGAUAUGUCCUACGGCGUAUUCUCCGACGUGCCAUUCGGUAUUCAAUUGAAGUCCUCGGCGCAAAACCUGGCUUCUUUUCCUCUCUUGUGGAUGCGGUUGUUGCUUCUCUGGGUGAUGCUUUCCCUGAAGUCAAAAAGGAUCCGGCAUCAGUUAAGGAAAUAAUUAACGAAGAGGAACAACAGUUCCUAUUAACUCUCCGACGAGGUCAAAAGCUACUUCAACGCGAGGUAGAACGCAUAAAGAAGGCCAAACAGACAACUCUGCCAGGAUCUGUUGCUUGGCGCCUCUAUGACACUUAUGGUUUCCCUCUCGAUCUCACUCAAAUUAUGGCUGAGGAGUUGGGCGUUCAAGUUGAUGUGGAUGGCUAUGAGAAGGCGAAAGAAGAAGCUUUGUUGAAAAGUCAAGGAACUGCUAGCGCGGGAGUUGCAGAUGUGGACCUAGAUGUUCAUGAUAUUGCAAGUCUGCAGGCAAAGGGUACUCCGCUGACUGAUGAUAGCCUAAAAUACGAGUACAAGUAUAGCAACAAGAAACGAAUCUAUGAGUUCGCGGAGUGUACUGCAAAGAUUCUUGCCAUUCGAACAGGAGAUGGAUUUGUCGAUAAAGUCGAUGGUACGGGUUCAGUGAUCGGCCUCGUCCUUGAUCGCACUGUCCUCUAUGCUGAAGCUGGUGGCCAAUCCGAGGACCACGGUUUCAUUGUUAGUGAAGAAAAUGAGGCCAAUGAACUUGAAGUAAUUGGUGUUCGCAACAAGGGUGGUUUCGUACUGCACUUAUGCCGAUUUGAAGAAGGCUCCCUACGAAAGGGCGAAAAUGUUCGUGUCAAUUUAGACACUGUUCGACGAGUUGGUUUGAUGCGCAAUCACACAGCUACUCAUGUACUCAACUUUGCUCUCCGGCGUGUACUUGCUGGACAAGAUGCUGACCAAAAGGGUAGUCUUGUUGCUCCUGACCGGUUGCGCUUCGACUUCUCUUCGAAACACGCUCUGACUAAGAAGGAAGUUCAAGAAGUUGAGAAGGCAGCCCAACGCAUGGUAUCGUCUGGGCAGCCAAUUUUUGCAAAAGACGUGCCACUGGUCGAUGCAAAAGCUAUUAAGGGACUACGUGCUGUGUUUGGUGAAGUUUAUCCUGAUCCUGUUAGGGUUGUGUCUGUUGGUGUACCGGUGGAGAAGCUGAUUUCAGAGAAAGAUAAUGACAGAGCAAGCAGAACGUCAGUGGAACUUUGUGGUGGAACGCACGUCACGAAUGUGGGCCACAUUGGCAAGUUUGUGAUCAUUUCGGAGGAAGCAAUUGCAAAGGGUAUUCGAAGAGUUGUUGCUCUAACUGGACCUGAGGGUGAACGCGCCGAGAAAUUAGCUCACCACCUGCAACAAGAAGUUACCACCUAUGUAGACGCCAUCCUUCAAGCCACCUCCAAGAAAUCCGUCAAUAUGGCCGUCUUGCGUCCCCUCUCGAUUAAGUUCACCUCUGUGUCCGAGAGGGUGGAUUCUGCACAAAUAGGCGUCUGGCCAAGGGAGACCAUGCGAAGUGCCCUGGCGGGUGCCAAAUCUCGUCUGGACGAGCUGGACAAAGCGACAAAGGCGGCUACCGCUGGUCUUGUGAUGGAAGAGGCCAAACAGCUGUGUCAAUCGGCAUCUGGAGACUUUAUUGUCCAUGUCUUCAACGCGGGAUCUAAUGCUAAAGCUCUAAAUUCUGCAUUGAAGGAGAUGGAGAAGUCCUUGCCUUCAACGGCUGUGAUGGCACUUUCGUUAGAUUCUGAAAGCAAUAAGUUGCUUUGUCUGGCUCAAGUUCCUAAGGCCCUCUCAGGACGUGGUUUGAAGGCGAACCUUUGGGCUGGUUGCGUUUCCGCUUUGAUUAAUGGAAAAGGCGGUGGCAAAGACACCUCAGCACAGGCCAGUGGAUCUCCUAAUGGUGUCUCUAUGGACCAAGUGAUCAGAGCUGCAAAGGAUUUUGUGAAGGCAAACCUCAAAUAA